UCGAGAGGGAAUAGAGAUAUACACACAUUUCUAGAUAUAGCAAUUUCUACAUUCAGAGAGUUCAGACGUCAAUUCAACAAUCUCUGAUAAAGGGCUUUUACCAACUAAGCCUGAGGAAGUCGAUCGGCUUUGAGCAUAUUCGUGCGCUGAAGUGAAUUGAUGUUCUACUCGGCUUCACGGGAAAACGACGCUCAUUGGCACAUGACAACUCCAGAUCUUGCUGGACCUAAAAGUGCAGCGAGAAGUAGACCGAAGACUACUUCGAGGACCUGGAGCCCAAUUGGAAAGGAGAAAUUAAGAAGGAAGCAUCUCUGCACAUUCAACUUUCUAACAACAAAGAGGUGACACAUAGUCUGGGAAGUACAGUAUGGGAGGUGGAGAGAGGUACAACAUUCCAGUGUCCCACCCAGAGCGCCCAUUGCCCAAGAAGAACCAUCAGCUGGGCCGGGCCAAGCAGAGAGUUGUCCGCGAUCAGAAUGGAGUGACAACCGUAGCAUCCUCGGGGGCGGCGGGAGGUCCUCACCAACAUGGCCACCGCAAGGGCGCAGCCUACCCCUGGUUCCCAGAGGCGCGGCUGGCCGCGUCGGCUGAGAAGAUAAACACUUCUGUCCGUUUUGCCAACGCCUACGAUCAGAAUUGGGAGGGCGCUGUGUCCCACCUGAACACACUUCUGGCCGCCCAGUGUGGCGGCCCGAGCUAUGCAGGGGCCAAGUUCAGCGAGCCACCCUCCCCCAGUGUGCUGCCCAAGCCCCCCAGCCACUGGGUCCCCAUGGGUACUCGUGACAGCAGGGAGAUGAUGGCCUUCCAGCUGAAGAGCCUCCUCAAGGUGCAUGCCUAGAGAUGGACUCCCAUAUCCUGACCUUUCAAAGCCAACGUGUGAACGAAGGCUCCUGCCUGCCUUGAACGCCCCAGCGUUGUAAUAUACUUUUGGCUAUUUUAG
This is a messenger RNA of Oncorhynchus nerka (sockeye salmon), 940 nucleotides long. Its product is annotated as proline-rich nuclear receptor coactivator 2. Lineage: Eukaryota; Metazoa; Chordata; Actinopteri; Salmoniformes; Salmonidae. The record is from RefSeq and is a predicted model, not a curated record. Gene Ontology annotation, biological process: nuclear-transcribed mRNA catabolic process, nonsense-mediated decay. The transcript has 3 exons. Bases 368 to 838 code for a protein of 156 amino acids. Gene Ontology annotation, cellular component: P-body; nucleus.